Camponotus floridanus (Florida carpenter ant) is the source of this 2022-nucleotide messenger RNA. RefSeq names its product UTP--glucose-1-phosphate uridylyltransferase (gene UGP). Gene Ontology annotation, cellular component: cytoplasm. NCBI's taxonomy places the organism in Eukaryota, Metazoa, Arthropoda, Insecta, Hymenoptera, Formicidae. The transcript is spliced from 10 exons. The record is from RefSeq and is a predicted model, not a curated record. The coding region runs from base 244 to 1773 and encodes 509 amino acids. Gene Ontology annotation, biological process: UDP-alpha-D-glucose metabolic process; glycogen metabolic process. Gene Ontology annotation, molecular function: UTP:glucose-1-phosphate uridylyltransferase activity.
GUCGGUGACACGUUCGUACAAACCGGCGUACGUAUUUUUACGAGGCUGCAGAAAAUAUUCCAAGCAAAUACACGAAUUCUUUCGCAAUUCUCUUGAAUAUUUCGCACAGUGUUAGGUAACCGCAUAAUAAGUACGGUCGAAAACUAUCGAAAGUGGUAAGAUUCGAUCGACUGCUGUAACCUGUUGUGACCUUCGCUCAGAGCGUGAAGGGCAUUAAACACUGCAACGAGUGUUCGAGAAAGAAUGUUGCAAGUCGAUGACAGAAAGGCUCGCGGUCAUCAACGCAGCUCUUCAGAUACGCAGGCGUUUCGCGAGCGUACGAAGAGAGAUGCACGGGCCGAGUUGCAACGUGAAUUGGAAAAGCUACAGGCGACCGCUCGUGAUGAUAAGAAGGAAAUUACGGGCCGGCAAUUUGCCGGAUUUAAGCAUCUGUUCGAGCGAUUUCUGCAGGAGGAGGGCCCGUCCUUAGAAUGGGAUCACAUUCAAAAACUACCGGAAGAUGCGGUCAAAAAUUAUAACUCUUUACCAACACCGGAAAAUAAUGAAAUAAAAGCGUUACUAAAUAAAUUGGUUGUGGUUAAAUUAAACGGCGGUCUCGGAACGAGCAUGGGAUGUCAUGGACCAAAAUCCGUUAUCGCUGUGCGAAAUGGAUUGACCUUUUUGGAUCUUACCGUUCAACAAAUCGAGCACCUGAAUAAAACGUACAACGCCAACGUGCCACUCAUAUUGAUGAAUUCGUUUAACACAGAUGAUGAUACGCAACGCAUAAUUAGAAAAUACAAGGGAAUUGAUAUAGAUAUUUACACUUUUAAUCAGAGUUGUUAUCCGCGUAUAAAUAGGGAUUCUUUACUUCCAAUAGCGAAGCAUUGUCAAGUUGAUGAGGAUAUAGAAUCUUGGUAUCCACCUGGCCAUGGGGAUUUUUAUGAGAGUUUUCAGAAUUCUGGCUUACUUAAAAAAUUUAUUCGAGAGGGUCGUGAAUAUUGUUUUAUUUCGAAUAUAGAUAAUCUUGGUGCCACAGUGGAUAUCAAAAUUUUGAAAUUGUUAUUAAAUGAAGCACCAGCGUCCAAUCUUGAAUUUCUCAUGGAAGUAACCGAUAAAACACGAGCGGAUGUUAAAGGUGGUACACUCAUAAAAUAUGAGGAUAAGCUUCGUCUUCUUGAAAUAGCUCAAGUUCCUAAAGAUCAUAUUGAUGAUUUUAAAUCUGUCAAAACAUUUAAAUAUUUCAAUACCAAUAAUCUCUGGAUUAAACUUAGUGCCAUUGAGAGAGUACUUGAAAAAAAUGUGCUGAAUAUGGAGAUAAUAGUAAACAACAAAACUUUUGCAAAUGGUCUAAAUAUAAUACAACUUGAAACAGCUGUAGGAGCUGCUAUGAAAUCAUUUGAAGGGAGUAUUGGUAUUAAUGUGCCACGUAGUAGAUUUUUACCGGUGAAAAAGAUUUCUGAUUUGAUGCUUGUUAUGAGUAAUCUGUAUACUUUACGUAAUGGAUCUCUUGUAAUGAGUCCUCAAAGGAUGUUCCCUACAACACCUCUUAUCAAGUUGGGAGAUAAUCAUUUUUCAAAAGUGAAAGAAUUUUUAACUAGAUUUCCGACAAUACCGGAUCUUCUUGAAUUGGAUCAUUUAACAGUGUCAGGCGAUGUUACCUUUGGAAAAGGAGUAACACUGAAAGGCACAGUUAUUAUAAUUGCCAAUCAUGGAGAACGUAUAGAUCUUCCUUCUGGAACAGUUUUAGAAAAUAAGAUUGUAUCGGGCAAUCUACGCAUAUUGGAUCAUUAAUAAAUUUGUAUAAAUGGCUGAAAGAAUAGUAUGUCUGUAUGUUUAGCUAUCAUGUAUCUUAAAUUAGCUAGUCAAGCAACUGUAUAUACACAUAUAUUUUAGGAAAAAAUCGAAGAUAUAUUUCUAUAAAAACUAUUUUACUGAAAAAUAUAUAUUGUACAUAAGAACUUAAUCUUUAAAGUAUAGUAAAUCAUAGAAUAUGUAUUAUGUUAUACAAGUAAUUGAAGUUUAUAUGGCAUAUUAUAAUAA